Messenger RNA from Blepharisma stoltei, 1037 nucleotides. Lineage: Eukaryota; Ciliophora; Heterotrichea; Heterotrichida; Blepharismidae. The record is from the annotation of a GenBank genome assembly.
AUGCAAAUUAAAAAUCAAAAUUUUAUUUUAGCUAAUCAAAAUGAUGGAUAUGAUGGGGCGUUCUUUGAUGGAGUUUUAGGCCUGGAGUAUAAUUUUACAAUGGGGUAUUUAACGUUUUUUGACCGCUUGCAUAGCUCCAAACAGAUUUCAAAUAAAAUAUUUUCAAUUUAUUUGAGCGAUAACGGAUUUCAAGGAAGCGGCUAUGAUACCUCAACAAUUAUAUUUGGAGGGUAUGACUUGUUCUAUGCCCAAAAUAAAGAAAUCAAGUUUUUGAACUUAACUGAUAGAGCUGGAAGAUGGAGUGUGCCAUUGUCUGAGGUAAAAUUAGAUGAUUUCGUCAUAUCAACUAAGCCAUCUAAAGCAUUUUUUGAUGUUGGAGCAAGCGUUAUUUAUGCACCAAAAACAGAGUUUGACAAUAUUGCCAGCAAAAUAGCAGAACUUGGGAGCUGCUGGCAUGAAAGAGGGCAUUUUGUGUGUGAUUGCAGCAACUAUUCAAUUAAUAAAUACCCGUCUAUUAGUUUUUCCUUACAUUCCUUUUAAAGAAGAAAAUUUAUAAUUAAUAAUAAUUAUUAGAAAAAUCAAUCAUAUUUCUCAUAGAAGGUGAAGAGUUAGGACUAGGGACCGUGGAAAGCUUUAGUUUGGACCCCCAGAAUUAUUUUCUUAAGCAUGAUAGCUACUGCUAUCUUCUUUUCGGAGUAGGCGACUAUGAAUCAUGAACAUUUGGAAGUGUAUUUUUAAGAAAAUAUUAUACCAUUUUUGAUGCGGAGAAUGGAAGGAUUGGACUUGUUCUUGCAAGCCAAGAAUUAGGGUACCCUACUAUUGAGGCUUUAGAAGCUGAUUCAAAAUCGCUUGAUGCAGAUAAAAUUAAAAAUAUUGACAUCAAAACUGAAAAAGCACUUGAAUAUAGAUAUGAAAAUAUUUCAUAUUGGGCUAUAACUGGAAUUUUACUUAUUUGCGUAUCAGGAUUUGUUUGUCUGUCAUCAAAGAUGAGCAAAGGCUAUGAUGAAGAAGCCUAUUAUCAAAAGAUUAAUGCUUAA